UCUUACACCAAAUUGUUUGACAUCAAAUCUUCCCUAUGCUACUCAAACUAACUGGGCAUCCAAGGGUGAAAAAUUAUGGACAAUGCAAGCUCAAAUAUAGUCAACUUUAAAGGCUGCAAAUUUGAAUAUUCUUUGGAUAGGAACCUAUUAGAAAAUGUAGACAACUUUGAAAUUAGAGAUGAUGAUGUUUUCAUAAUUACCUAUCCAAAAUCAGAUUAUUUAUGUUUACAGGAAUCCUAAGGAUGUUUUGGUUUCAUAUUUUUAUUUUACAAAUUGGAUAAUGACAUUUGAACCUACAGAUACCAUGGAACAUUUCAUGGAGAAGUUUCUUGAUGGAAAAGUGGUAGGAAGCCUUUGGUUUGAUCACAUCAGAGGCUGGUACGAACACAAACAUGACUUCAAUAUACUGUUCAUGAUGUAUGAAGAUAUGAAAAAGAAUUUCAGAAGCUCAGUGCUUAAAAUCAGCAGAUUUCUUGAGAAAGAACUGAGUGAAGAGGUUGUGGAUGCUGUUAUGAAUCAGGCUACAUUUGAGAACAUGAAGUCUAUUCCACAAGCAAACUAUACUAAUAUUAUAGAAAAUCAAUGUGGGAUGAGACACCAGGAAGGACAGAUCAUGCGGAAAGGUACUAUUGGAGAUUGGAAACAUCAUUUGACUGUGGAGCAGAGUGAAAGAUUUGACAAGAUAUUUCAGAGAAAGAUGAAAGAUUUUCCUUUGAAAUUCAUCUGGGACAUAAAUGAGUAGAAAUGUGAUCACAUUGAAAAUUAAUCAUGUGUAACUUUGAUUUAAUUCUUAAUUACACAAAUAUAUUAAUAAAUAA
This is a messenger RNA of Oryctolagus cuniculus (rabbit), 818 nucleotides long. The record is from RefSeq and is a predicted model, not a curated record. NCBI's taxonomy places the organism in Eukaryota, Metazoa, Chordata, Mammalia, Lagomorpha, Leporidae.